AUGACAAAUUUCAAUGGCGCCGAAAGAUUUUCGAUAUCUAAUCUUCCAAAAUCUUUUGUAAAAUUUCUCGAGGAUAAUGAAAUUGAUCCGUCUGUGUACCACAUAAAUAAUCUUCCAAGAUAUAUUCGGUUGACAGGUCAGCACGAUCCACUGCUGCAGCAGGCAACCUUAAAAGAAUUGAGGGAACAAUUAAGCGGCCCAGUUUUGCAAGUGGAUGGAAUCGAUAAUUUUUGUAGGAUUGAUGCGAACGAAAAGAUCGUGGAUUGUCAAGCUUAUAAAGAUGGAAAGAUCUUUGGCAUGGAUUUAAGUUCCGGGAUUGCCGUCUAUUCUCUAGACAUUAAGCCGGACGACCAUAUACUUGAUUUAUGCUGUGCACCAGGCGCAAAACUAUGUAUGAUUGCAGAUUUACUUGCUAAUCAAAAAGGAAUCGGGACAAUAACGGGCGUGGAUAUUUCCAACCAUCGCGCUUCGACUUGUAAAAACUUGCUAAAGAAGUAUAAAGUGAAUCGCGCGAGGAUCUUUGUCGCAGAUGGUACACAGUUUUCUGUAAUGGCACCUUCGUAUCUAGAGCCUUUGAAACGUCUGGUAGAAGCAAACGACAGAAAAAAUAGUGGUAAUAAGGAGGAGCAGACUAAGGAUUAUAAACAUAGAAAAAAUGAUGUUGAGCGUAAUCCCAUAGUUAAACCUUUUUGGGCGCCGCAAAUACUUCGAAGUGAUCCACAGAUUGUCGAUGAAAAAUAUUUGUAUGAUAAGGUUAUUGUUGACGCGGAAUGCACUCAUGAUGGAUCGAUUGCCCAUAUACUUAAAUAUGAAAAGUGGGGAUGGGACGCUUUCGAAAAAAACUUUAUGAAUCCUGACAGAGUCAAUAAUCUCUGGGAUCUACAACGCAAAUUAAUUAUAAACGCAUGGAACCUACUAAGACCGGGCGGAAUCCUUGUUUAUAGCACGUGUAGCUUAUCACGGAAACAAAACGAGGAUGUGAUUGGAUGGUUUCUAAGUGGACAUAUGAAUGAUGCUAUACUAGAGCCUAUACCUGAUAUCGGAACAUUGAAAACGGCGUCAUUGAGAAACAAUAACAAUAUUGAUAUUUCAAAUGCUAUUCGUUUCGAUCCUUUAAUUUCAAAUACUUCGGGAUUUUUUGUUGCAAGAAUUAGGAAAAAAUAA
This is a messenger RNA of Ambispora gerdemannii, 1164 nucleotides long. Lineage: Eukaryota; Fungi; Glomeromycota; Glomeromycetes; Archaeosporales; Ambisporaceae. The record is from the annotation of a GenBank genome assembly.